AUGCCUCCCUCCGCAGUGAAUUUCGACAUCCACCAGGGCCGCCAGGACUUCCAGCGCCUCGACCAAGACUGGCGCGCCAACAUCAACGAGUCGUUCAACCUCAUCGACACGCAAGACACAGGCUCCCUCUCCGCCCGCGAGUGGCCCAUCGCCCUCAACGCCCUCGGCCUCCAGCUGCCGCGCUCCGAGACGUACACGCUUCUCUGCGCCCACGGCUCGCCGCCCCAGGAUUUCGACCCCCACGCCUCUGCCUCUGGCGGCGGCAGCAGCAACGCCUGUCCGCCCGUGCGGCUUCGCAUCACGCGAGACACCUUUGAAGCCAUUGCCGCCUGGCUCAUCACGAGGCGGGACCCGGACGAGGAGGCCGAGGCCGGCGUGGCGGCUCUUCGACCCGCGCGACACGGGUCGCAUCACGUCGAGUCGCUGAGGACAGUCUGCGCCGAGGUCAACAAUAUGAUGACGGACCAGGAUCUGCGGAAGAUGAUUGACACGCUCGACAUCAGCGGCAAGGGGUGGGUGUCCAAGGACGAGUUUAUGGAGAUGGCGCGAGGGGCCACCAAGGACCGCUCGCACUAG
Verticillium alfalfae VaMs.102 is the source of this 576-nucleotide messenger RNA. RefSeq lists its product as hypothetical. The record is from RefSeq and is a predicted model, not a curated record. The transcript has a single exon. Gene Ontology annotation, molecular function: calcium ion binding. NCBI's taxonomy places the organism in Eukaryota, Fungi, Ascomycota, Sordariomycetes, Glomerellales, Plectosphaerellaceae. Bases 1 to 576 code for a protein of 191 amino acids.